Cladocopium goreaui is the source of this 382-nucleotide messenger RNA. The record is from the annotation of a GenBank genome assembly. NCBI's taxonomy places the organism in Eukaryota, Dinophyceae, Suessiales, Symbiodiniaceae.
AUGAGUUCUUGCAACAGCAUUGUUUGGAGGUCGCCGGCUGCGGUCGGAGCAUUUGCAACGAACUUGAUGUGCGAGAAAGGAGAGGUGGCUUGCCGGAGUCCUUGCAGGAAUUUGAAUCGUUGUGUGAACGAAGAGGUCAGACUCGCGAAAGCAACUUGCUCUUGUGGUACCAGGAGGGAGGGGAGAACAGGGCCCACCGUGACAUCUAUGGAGAAGUGUCAUACCCCUUGCAGAUGCUGCUGCUCUUGAGUCAGCCUGGGCAAGACUUUAACGGCGGAAGGUUCUUCACGAUUGUUGAUGGCCGGAAGCAAGAGGCCAACUUGAACUGUGGAGACCUGUUGAUAUUUCGCACUUCUUGCAAGCACGGCUGCACGUUGGUGAG